Geodia barretti is the source of this 1281-nucleotide messenger RNA. The record is from the annotation of a GenBank genome assembly. Lineage: Eukaryota; Metazoa; Porifera; Demospongiae; Tetractinellida; Geodiidae.
AUGGCAGCCUACCCUCCCGUUGUGACCGGACCCGCGUCGCGCGUGGAGCUGCGCAUCUCUUGCAAAGGCCUAAUCCGCGCCGACUUGCUCUCCAAGUUGGACCCUAGGUGUGGUAGGACAGAAACCAUCAAGAACCAGCACAAUCCCCAGUUUGUCAAGGCAAUAGAGAUGACCUACCAGUUCGAGUGUAUCCAGAAGAUGCGAUUCGAGGUCUAUGAUGUCGACGAUUCCGUCUUGUCCCCCGAUUUCUGUCUCGGGUACACGGAGUGCACCCUGGCAGAGGUGGGUGAGAUCGCAAGCACACAAAAGACGGUCGCACUUUAUGUUAUUAUUGUUAGCCUUCGCUCCCUCACCAAGAAACUCACGAAUGACCAGAUCACUGCUGACUGCGGAACAAUCACUAUUGCUGCUGAGGAGAUAUCUGGCAAUAAUCAACUGCUAGAACUGCAGUUCUCUGCUAAAAGUCUGGACAAGAAGGAUUUCCUUGGCAAGUCCGAUCCUUACCUUGACUUUGCACGACAGAACCCUGACGGAACCUAUUCUGCUGUCCACAGAAUUCCUCAUGUCCUCAAAACUCUGAACCCUCACUGGCCGGCGUUCAAGGUGCAGUCCCGGCUGCUGUGUGGCGGAGAUCCAUCCCGCAGUGUCCGAGUCCGGUGCUACGACUGGGACGAGGCGUCUUCCCCUGACCUCAUUGGCGAGUUCUUUACCACCAUGGCCGAGAUGGGCCAGGCAGCCGAAGGAAAGACGUUGGAAUGGGAGGCCAUUCACCCUGAAAAGAAGAGGAAGAAGAAGAACUACAAGAACUCUGGAACUAUUUCACUCCACAGCUUCAAGAGUACUAAGCUAUACUCAUUCCUGGACUACAUCAUGGGAGGAUGUCAGAUAAACUUCACUAUCGGUAUUGACUUCACGGGGAGCAACGGAAAUCCGAGGAACCCCACCUCGCUCCACUACAUCAACCCUUCCUGUCCCAACGAGUAUACCAUGGCUCUGUGGGCCGUGGGGGGAGUCUGCCAGGACUAUGACACGGACAAACUUUUCCCAGCGUUUGGUUUCGGAGCUAAAGUCGGAGGCAAGGUGUCUCACGAGUUCCCACUGAACGGGCAGUGGGACAAUCCUUACUGUGCCGGGAUCCAGGGAGUGGUUCAAGCCUACCACCAGUCACUGCAGACUGCAGAGCUGUACGGACCCACCAACGUGGCACCCAUCAUCAACCACGUGGCCCAUUUCGCCGCGCAGGCUGCAGGCACCGAUCAGCAGGGACCAUCUACCACGCAG